Monomorium pharaonis (pharaoh ant) is the source of this 2167-nucleotide messenger RNA. Its product is annotated as WD repeat-containing protein 13-like. Gene Ontology annotation, cellular component: nucleus. The transcript is spliced from 4 exons. NCBI's taxonomy places the organism in Eukaryota, Metazoa, Arthropoda, Insecta, Hymenoptera, Formicidae. Gene Ontology annotation, molecular function: promoter-specific chromatin binding; protein binding. The record is from RefSeq and is a predicted model, not a curated record. The coding region runs from base 497 to 1840 and encodes 447 amino acids.
UCGUGGCCGAGAAUCGAAUCCUGGAGUGAUGGAAGUGCGCCAUAACCUUGUAAUACAAAAGAGGAUUGUUAAAAAGCGAUUAGUCAAAUAUUGUAAAUAGCAUAAUUGUAGCCAAGUCAGGACCACGCGAUCUCUCGAACGAUGAUCAAUGUUAAAACUAUCGGAAGGAAAGGCAGGAAAGUUCGAUAUGGAAGCGAGACGUCGCUGCGUCGCUGUCUGAAGAGAUACACGUCACAACACGUUUACGAUCGAAUAAGAUCGAUUUGUCAAUAAUGUCAAUUAAAAAUUUCAUCUUGAAUAAUGAAAAUGAAAGAGAAUAUAUUUGCGACGGUUUCCUUAUUCUAUUUUAUUCUUAGUUACUGCGUGCACGCGUUUCUUUACAAAGAUACGUAAGCUUUGCGCUACGUAUACAAAUUGCGUCAUGCAGUUUGAAAGAAAAUUUUCUUGAAAUGCUUGUAUAAAAUAUCACGUAAAUAUUACCUUACCGUUUACAUCGAUGACAGCAGAAGUACAAAGCAUCGAGGUUGGUGCAUCACGGAAGAUGGCAACUAUAUGGCAUCAACAAGUAUUCGCACUCGACGCAAAGUAUAACACACUGCGAGCUAAUAAGCAUCCUAGUUUAGGUAUGUUGUAUAUUCGCCGGAGAAAUCAACUGCUCCGGGAGAAAUUUUCUACAGAUCCAGAAAUUGGCGCACAGUACCUGAAACUACGAUCGGAAUUAUUGCGGCGGCGUUACGGAGAAAAACUGGAGCAAAACAGCGUGGGAAGUCACACGAUAAGCGAGGAAUCAUCGGAGAACAGAACGAGACAUCAACGAGGUGUACAACGAAGAUCGACGGCAGAGAACUUUGCAUUUGCUGGAGUUCAUCAUGUUUUCGAUCAGCACAAGGCAGCUGUGACGAUGCUCAAGUUUGCCAACAAUGAUAGGUCCAAACUAUGUUGCGCGUCGCUGGAUGGUACUCUGUCCAUAUGCGAAGUUGUCAGCACACCUCCUAAGGUGAUCGCUCUCCUGGAGGGUCAUCGUAAUGGUGUGACUGCUCUUGAUUGGAGCAUCAGCAAUGAUCUGAUUGUUUCUUCCUCCCUGGACGCGACGAUAAGGCUGUGGAGAGUAUGCGCGGACGUAGAGCCAAUUUGUUUGCGAGUAGUGGAUGAUCAGCAGCGAGCGGAAAUCCUGUGCUGCAAUUUCAUACCCGCUAAUAAUAAUUUAAUAAUAGCUGGUAAUUCUCAAGGACUAAUUCAGAUUCUAAACGUAUCUACUGGCAUAUACACGCGCGGCGGAUUCUGUAAAAUUGGUGGAAAGAUUCUUUCCCUGGCGUGUGAAGGCAGUGGUGGUUCAGUGAUUUGGGCAGGCAAUGACAGAGGCGUUAUUGUGGCAUUUCGGUUGGAACCCGGCAUAGGGCGGCUGACCAAAUUGCAGAGAGUACAGGAGACUGGUGGAAUGAUAACUAGUCUCUCCUGGCGUUCCUGGUUAUCGAAAGAUGCUCCUUGGGCUGCGCUGUUAGUAAGCAGCGCGUGCAACGCUGUGCUAUUAUAUCGUGUCGCAGAUUGCCACGGUUCUUUAUAUUUCUGGAGGAAAUAUCCUGUUAAGCAUAGGAUUUAUCCUUUGAGAUCCACUUUCUGUCCCCAAAUGGGCGCGUGUUUAAUAGCCACAGGAUCGGAAGAUGGUGCUGUUCAUUUGUUGGAUUCAGCGAGAGAGGGAAAGGCCGCUCGGAUCAAUCGACUGCAUGGUCACGCAACACCUACGCUAGCUUUGUCCUUUAAUUAUGACGAAUCUUUACUCGCAUCUGCGGACCAUGACGGAUUGAUUAUACUAUGGCGUAAUCAUCAACGUAAUUUGUAAGAUAUUCUGUGAAAUUUUCAUCAAACUAAAAGAAUGAUUCAUGUUCAGAUUUUUCGGGUUAUAAACCAAAAUAAUAUAAAAAUAUUGCAAUAUAAAUAUACCUGUGUAAAACAAUGUAUAAAUGCAUAUAUGUACAGAUUUUAUAAAGAUCUAGAGAGAUCAAAAUUUUAAUAUUAUUACAUAUAUAUUUUAUAUAUACAUUUGUGUAAUAACAAAUUCACAUUUAAAGAAAAAUAUAAAAAAUAUUGUAUACAAAAAAAUGAGGAUAUUAAAAAAUGGACUAAACUGUAGAGGUCUGAUUGAAUAAACUGUAUAUCUUCUGUAUAA